Molecule: messenger RNA, 3669 nt
Organism: Didymosphaeria variabile
Lineage: Eukaryota; Fungi; Ascomycota; Dothideomycetes; Pleosporales; Didymosphaeriaceae
Exons: 4
Coding region: 1-3669 (1222 amino acids)
Biological process (GO): mitotic spindle assembly checkpoint signaling; protein localization to kinetochore; mitotic sister chromatid biorientation
Source: RefSeq, a predicted model, not a curated record
AUGGCGAGCGACGACGCCAAAGAGAACAUCGCAGACGGACUGGUCGCCGGCUUGACUUUCAAGGCGCCGUCCGAUCCAUCGCCGAAGAAGUCGCGCAAGAGCAAGACGCGUAGCAAGAGCAUUGGGCCUAGUGGGCUCAGCGACCUCGAAGAGAAGCCGUCUAUACUCAAGGAGAGCAAUGGGAACAGGCGCAAGUCUGCCUUCAUUCCCGCAGUCAAGUCAAUCCUGGUGUCGAACGACAUCGACGAGAAGAAGCGGCGCGAAGCACGUCGCAAGUCGCUAGCACGGCGACGCGUCUCUUUUAACCCGGAAGCAACACUGCACAGCUGGGACGUGGUAGCAUAUGCGCGCGAUGAGACAUCUUCCACCGUAUCAGACGCGACGCGACGAGCGUCCUCUGUAGCGCAAGAGCCCGCGCACCCAUCUUCAGACGCCGAAGAGCCUCCGUCUACGCCACCAGAGCGCGUCGAGGAACCAGAACCCGAAGUCGGAUCGUCGCCUGCCAACCAGCGAGAUGCGCACAAGAAGAAGAAUCGCCGCAGCUCGGGCAUCCCGCCAAUGAACUUCAACAACCCGGAUGACAUCGACUCCUCCAGCCCUUUGAUUGAAAACACAUCUCCUGCAAAGGAUACACCGCAAGACGAUCUCGAAGAGGCGCCCGAGGACAACGAUUCACAGAGCAGCGCACGCCUAGAUGCUGCACUACGACAGGCUUCUCAACUUGCAGGCACCCAAAAGCUAGAUCUGGACAGUGACGAAAACAUGUCUAUGGUUGGGGCGGAUGAUGAGAUUACAGCGUCAUUCAAGCCGUGGAUCCAGAAGGACCAGCAGAUGACUUUCAAGGACCAGGAAAAUGACGACCCUUUUUCGAACUCUCCUACAGGCUCAGAUGAGGGUGGAGAGGAGGAUCUGAGCAUGGACAUUACACGCGCUGUUGGCAAGAUUAUUGCUCAGCCAGAGCCUGAGAGCCCCGGCUCGGAUGACAUGAGCAUGGACCUUACAACAGCUAUUGGCAGCAUCAAGGAAUCAUCAUCCAAGGAUUUACCUAACCGCAGGAAGAGCCUCAAGCGCCGCGUGUCUAUGCUUGAACCCUCGCGGGGUAGCCCAGCAAAGCGACCAUCAAGCCGGAGGACUAGUCUUCGCUCCCAAACCAUUGCAGAAGAUAUCUCAACGGACGACCAGACCAUGGACUUCACUGUGGCUAUUGGAGCCAUCAAGAAUGAGCCUAUGCCGAAUGUUCAACCACCUUCUAAGAGAACUCGUGCAAGCAUAGACAGCUCACUUGGAGAUCAAACCAUGGAUUUCACUGUUGCGGUAGGCAAUAUUAAAGACAUGAAACCGGCUAUGGAAGAAGGCGCUUUGGAAGAAAAUGAACCAGACGAAGAGGACGAGGAUAUGGAUAUGUCGAUGGAGUUCACAACAAUAGUCGGCCCCGGCAUUAAACGCCUCGGCAAAGUUCCGAAACAGACAGAGGAUGAAGCUGUGACUAGCCCAACUCCGGUCAAGAGGAACGUUUCUACGCCCCAGAAGUCACCCAGGAAGUCGCCAGGCCGACUAAAGUACCCAGAUCUGACCGCAGCGCUAUCGGAGAGCGCACGGAAGGCGCCCAAGAUAACGCCGUCCAAGUCGCCUCGUCAGCCCCGUCGUAGUCUCAAUAUUGCUACCCCGGAGAUCAAGCCUGUAAAGCAGCGUAUUGAGGACUUUGAGCCUUCGCCAUUUGUACGAAGAACGCCGCAAAGUGCUGCAAAGCCCACAGACGUCGCUGUCACACCUACCUCACAGCCGCGAAAUGCGCGUCUGGUCGUACCCGACGAUCCUAUCGAGGCCCCUAUACUCAAUGAACGACGCUCAUCUUUAUCUAACGUUCAAUUUAGCCCCCUCGCUCAAGUAGCUGAAGAACCAACGCUCCGGAGCACCGCUAUACUGUCGAACAACAUCAAGCUCCUUUCGACACCCAGGAAGCAGACACUGACCUCUCCCGUCAAGCGAGGAAUGACCCCUAAGAAGUCGCAGACCCCACAGAAGGAGGCAACACCGAAGCAGAAGACGCCGACCCCGAAGAAGCGAACUCCUAGAAAGAGCCUGAGCCCCAGGAAGAGGGUAGUAUUCGGGACCGAGCCCGAAGUCGAAGACAAGGAAAACGUGCCCGAGCAAAAUGUUGAUGAAGAUCUGGACGAUGCUGAGCGGAUCUCGUUGCAAGAAUUCCUGGAACUGACGAGAAUUCGGUUCAUGGAGGUGAGCGCAACCAAGCGUCGACAUACUACUGCACCUGCGGCAUUCCACGAUAAGGAGAUCGAAGAGGAGGAACCGUCGCUCGAUCAAUACGUAGUCGCUGGCGCGUGCACGAUUCCUGAGUUCGACUUGUAUACGCACGCCUGUCACGAACUGAAGAAGUUCAUCUCAAGUGGCCGAAGCUUCGUUCGGACUUUAGAAGAGAACGUGGAGGAAGAAAAUCCCUUGCUCUUUUCCGAGUACCUUACAGCACCACCCGAUCAACGUGCGAUAAUGGACAACCAGUUCAAGAACUUGAAGACCAAUGCUCGUCUCGAGGCUCGUGGAGAGUGGUACACAUGGAGGACUAAUCUGCUUCGGGAUCUCAAGUCUAUGCUUGUGAAUACUAUGCAUGGGUUCAAGCAGGACGAGUCCGUCAUUGCAGGUCAAGAGCAGCUUCUGGGUGAAGCUUUGCCUCCUCUGCAGGAGAUGCAGGAGCGGCUGGACAGAGAAUGUCGACAGCUACAGCAGCGGCAUGAUGAGUUGAACAGCUGUAAUCUUGAAGAGCUUGAACAGGCACGAGAUCGACUGGUCAUCGUAGACACCGAGUUGGAAGAGAAACGUCAGCUUGUUGCUGAGAUGCAGCAAGAACUUGCCGAUAAAGAAGCACGCAUUGAGGCUGUAAAAGAACGCAAAGUCGAAUGCAUCGCAGAGACCAAAGCCGCCGAGCGUGUACGAGAGGAGUAUCGUGGAUGGUCAACUACUGAAGUGAAUGGGCUCCAUGCCAAUGUCACUGCGCUCGAGCAGAAGCACGGAUGGAGCAUCACUGCCGCUUCUGGAAGCAUGAUCACUAUGACUUAUAUGAACGACCUCGAACUCUACUUCCAGCCAUCUGCUUUCGCCACCGGUGCCGAAUCUCCCAACGCGUCCAUCUCGUUAACAUACGUUGGCGAUUCGGCGACUCCACACCCGCGGCCACUGACCACUAGCAAGCGUUUCUUCCUCCAACUCAUACGUGCCCAUCUGCACUGCAUCCCCCAGUCACAGACCCGCGUCAAGGAUCUCCUCGACGUAAUCAAGAAUGGCUGGGCGACCGCAUCAGCUGUCGUGGAGGGCGUACGUUGGCUGGAUCACAGCUACAUCACCGACGAGUCUAUCUUGUCAGAUGAACGCAUGGCUGUCUCAUCUAACAUGCUUCUCCCUACACUGCAGACAAAGGUGAAAGUCACCUUCGAGAUUGGCGUCAGUCUCUCGUCCGUUGGGGUAGAUACAGAAGUUGUUGCCAAGGCAGAGGUCGUCUACGGUGAGAAGUUCAAGACGGAGAGAAUGGGUGCGUAUCUGGAGCAUAUUUGUGGGGCCAAGGUCAAGCAAGAGAAAGACAUGUCGAUCUGGGCCGAUGCGUGCGUGGAGCUAGUAGAGAAGCUGAAGGCUACGGGAAGGAAGGGCGAGAGGGUGUAG